UCCCUCUGGAUGUGAGAAGAUGCUGCGCUCGUCGGGGUGAAGAUUUGAGAUGCGGCGCUGCCGGCAAACAGAUUGAAGCUGAAUAAAUGAACCAAUAAAUCAAUAAAUGUCGCCAACAGUCAGAAACGGGACAAACGAUCGGAUUCCUUGAGGUGCCACGAUGGACUUGAGCCACGUUUGGAUCCACUUCGGCGGGACUCCUCUCCCGUGACUCCCGCCCGGGUUCCGCUCCGGUCGGUACGGUCGGUCCGGUCCGUCCAGUAUCGCAUGGAUCGGCAGCGAACCGUAAAAAGAACCAUCUUUUACUGAAGUCCCGGAGGAUCCGGCCGCGGUUGUUUGCAAGAUCUUGGUGUUCCGAAGCUACCAUUGAAGACUGAACUCCGUCAGCUGGUUAUGAGAUUCUGUGGUUCUACAGCUGACUGGUGGGUUCCUGCUCAAUCCAGGACUACAGUGGUGUAGUGUGGACCACCAUGACAUAUACUUUGCUUUGACCUUAAUGCUGGGUGAAGCAUCCCAGACUGAAAAUUUUUCUGGAAUGAGAGAAGCGAAGUUUGCGAUCGUGGCUUCUUGCAAUUGCAUCACCUUCAGCAGCCCGAUUUUAUGAGCCGUGUUUUAAAAACACAGACUAAUACUGUUUUCCACCCGAAUCCAAAUGAAAAACAUUUCCGGAUAGAAGAAGACCAAACCCGGAGGCAUUAUUGUUCCAUUUUAUCUUCAAGGCAGAUCAGCAGUCAAGGACUGGACGUGCCUAGUAUGAGGAAAGAGAAUGUUGACAGUUGAGGCAGCAGCAGCAUCCACAACAUUAUUCUUCUUUGCCAUCCCCUGCAGGCAGGACCAGAGAUGUUUGUGGACGUUGUUGUCCAAUGGAGGAUAUGGGCCACGCUCCUCCUCUUGUGGAUGACCAAGUUUCUGGCCGCUGGCUCCUCCUGGCCCUGCCCCCAGCGUUGUGAUUGCUAUAAGGAGGUGCUGGAGGUGAACUGCUCUGGGCGACUCCUCAUGACUGUGCCUGAGGGCUUCCCCAGCAGUGUCCAGCUUCUCAAUUUGAGUCGAAACCGACUGAAGACGCUGAGCCGCCGGCAGUUCUCGGGCCUGGCCCACUUGUGGGAGCUGGACCUGAGUGACAACCUGCUUUCCAUGAUUGAAGUGGAGGCCUUCCAAGGCCUGCAGAACCUACACACCCUAAGAAUUAGGAGAAAUCGCCUCAAGAUCAUCACCGUGGGAGUCUUCUCUGGGCUCUCAAGCUUGCGCAAGCUCGAUAUCAGCGGGAACGAAAUCCUGGUUUUCCUGGACUUCACGUUCCAUGAGCUGAGCAGCCUGCAGUGGCUGGAAGGUGGAGAGAACGACUUGGUUUUCAUCUCACCCCAGGCCUUCGUGGGCCUCCACAGUUUACAGGAACUCAACCUGGACCGCUGUAACCUCACCUCCAUCCCCACAGAGGCACUGUCCCAGCUCCAGGCACUCGUGCGAUUGCGACUCCGUCGUCUCAACAUCAGCGUCUUGCCAAACUACUCUUUCCGGCGGUUGAGCCGCCUGCGCAGCCUCACCAUCUCACACUGCCCCUGGCUGGAUACGCUGGCCAGCAACAGCCUGCUCGGUCUCAAUCUCACGUCACUGACCAUCAGCCACAGUAACCUGACAACUGUUCCCUACACACCCAUCCACCAUUUAGUCUAUCUUCGCUAUCUAGACCUGUCCUACAACCCCAUCACAACCGUACACGCCAACCUGCUGGGUGACCUGCUCCGGCUGCAGGAGUUCCACCUGGUUGGAGGCAGUCUGGUACGAAUUGAGCCAGGGGCCUUCCGAGGACUAACGCACUUACGCCUCCUCAACAUCUCCUCCAACCAGCUGACCACCCUAGAGGAAAGCGUCUUCCACUCGGUGGGCAACCUGGAGACGCUUCGGCUGGACGUAAAUCCACUGGCCUGCGACUGCCGCCUGCUCUGGGUGGUGCGUCGCCGCUUGCGCCUAGAUUUUGAUGGGCGUCAGCCUUCCUGUGCCUCCCCGUACAAAGUGCAGGGCCGGGAGUUCCGGGACUUCACGGAGACAGCAUUGCCCAGCCUGUUCACCUGCCGACCUGCCCGCAUCUUGAACCGAAAACCUCAGGAGGCGCGAGUGGAGGAGGGUCACACAGUUCACUUCUACUGCAAGGCCGACGGGGACCCUUCACCCUCCAUCAGCUGGUUAACCCCGCAGCUGGGGGCCAUUUCCUCCACAGGCAGGAUCCGCAUACUCAGCAAUGGGACGCUGGAGGUGCGUUACGCCCAGGUGCAGGACAGCGGCACCUACCUGUGUGUGGCAUCCAACGCUGCGGGGAAUGACAGCUUCGCCGUCGGCCUGCAUGUGCGUGGCUUCUCCUCCCGCAAUCGUUCCUCACCCUUCUACCCAGGGGGCUGGAUCGUGCCAUCAGCACUGCCUGCUGCCAACAUCUCCGCUCAGGACCCGAAAGCUUUCCCUUUCGAUGCCAAGACCAUGAUCAUUGCCGUGACCAUGGGCUUCCUGUCCUUCCUCAGCUCAGUGGCCAUCUGCUUUGUCUUUAUGUUUUUCUGGAGCCAGAGCAAAGGACAGAUCAAGCACACGGCCACCAUCGACUUCGUGCCUCGCACUUCCAUGGGCACAGGCGGAGGGGGAAGCGACCGUGCAGAAACAGAGCCCGGCGGGUUUCAGUUCGCCAAGCCUGAGCUGUACACCACCGUGAAGCAGCUGGGAGGAGACGGCGUCAUCUACGUGGGGGGGCAGGCAGCGCUGUACCUGCUCAGGUUCACCGAGGACAAGGGGGUCCAACACGCGCAGAUCCCGAUUUUGUCUGACAAGAAGGCGAGGGAAACGUGUCUCUCCAGACUCUUCCAGCCGCAGGAAUGCGACAACUUCAUCACCGUCAUCGAGAAAGUGGACGACCACGUUUUGGUUUGCGGAACAAACGCCGGUGCACCGAGAUGUUGGCUGCUGGUGAACGGAACAGAGUUGACUGACCCCGUGGUCAACGGGCAGGUGAUUUCAGCAUCAGACAUGAGCCCCCCCUUCCCCUCUCAGACGUCGGUCAACCUGGCAGCAGAUGGGGACCUGUACUCUGCUGUCUCAGCCGAAGGGAAUCAUCCCGGUUUCAUUCGCCGCACCUUUGGCCCCCACCGGCUCGCGAAGACCGAAAACAAAUGGUUGCAGAACGCCCAGUUUGCCGGAGCAGCGGUGAUUCCAGAUUCCCGGCAGCAUAAGGAGGAGAUCUACUUCUUCUUCAGCGAGGUCAACAGGACGGCCGGGGUGGACGAGCAGCCGUACAGAGCCCGCGUCGGACGGCUCUGCCUGGUGGAUGAGGGGGGCAUCAAAGGCACCCUGGAGGGAGCCUGGACCACCUUCCUGAAGGCGCGCAUGAUGUGCGGGUUCGAUAAAACACAGAAGCAGUUCAACAGCCUGAAGCAGGCCUUUGUGCUCACCGACCAGGAGAAGAGGGCCGGAGUGGUGUAUGGGCUCUUUGCCAACGCCUGGGAUACCACCGUGGUGUGCGCCUAUUCCGUGGAGGACAUCAACCAGGCCUUCACCACCUCCAGACUCAAGGGGUACCGAGGAUCGCUGCCGGGACAUCGGCCAGGCAUGUGCGUCUUCAAGAACGUGACAUCAUCUCUGGGCGCCAGGGCACUGGCAGUGAUACGGGACCACCCCGAGAUCGAGGACGUGAUCAAGCCUGUGGACUUGGCACCCUUGGACCUGCCCACGCAACGUCGCUUCACCAAGAUCGCUGCUGACAUGGUGCUGGCUGUCAACGAGGAGCACUACAGUGUGGUCUACCUGGGAACAGAAAACGGGCAAGUCCUCAAGGUCCUGCACACUUCCGAGGAGGCCUUCAUCAUCUCGCAGUACUCUCUGUUCCAGUCCGAGGGCCCGAUCACCGCUAUGACCAUUGACUCCCGGAGGGGGUACCUGUACGUGAGCACGCCAGCGGAAGUCCAGCGCAUGCCGUUAGCCGACUGCGGUCGCUACGGAGACAGUUGCCGGGGAUGCGUCCUCUCGCGCGACCCCUACUGCGGGUGGGAUGUUGUCAAGAGGAAGUGCGUGGCUGUUCCCGAGGGAUAUAACAUUAGCACGAGGGUCAUCGUCCAGAGCCUGGACCAGUCGAAUGGCUCCGAGUGCGACAGGUCCACGGGUGGAUUUGCAGACCUGAGAGCACACAGCACCUCCCCAAAAGAGGUGGUGGUGGAGGAAGAAACACCCGUCCUGCUGCCCUGUCCCGUGUACUCCUUCCACGCCAAGUACCACUGGGAAAAGGACAACUGCGCAAAGCACUACCCGUGCUCCAUCAUUGGGCCGUCCUGUGUGCUGCUGCCCACCCCGCUGUUGCCCCUCACAGAGGGCAUCUUCCGCUGCAUGGGUUUGGAGGAUAACCACAAGGUGGAGUUGGUCUCCUACCGCGUGAUCUUCAACGGCGGACCUGCUGCGGCCGCUGUCGGCUACACCCUCGGCGCUUCCCUCUUCCUUGCGGCCUCUACCUUCUGCCUCAUCUAGGCAUCCGUGGCCGCAGCCAGGAUCCACCAAACAUAGGAGAAGAAUGUACACGCCUGGUUUGCAAAGCAUUCAUGUCACCAUGGGGAGCGUUACAACGAGGUUAACAGUUGGGUGCAGUUUAUUUUAUGACCCCCCCGCCCCACUCAAAAUGAAUACACUGUCUUCAGCUUUUUAACCGCACAGUUGAAUGAACCAAAUGAAAAAAAGUAUGUGAAAUGAUAUAAACCAAAAUGGGCAUUUUAAAAAUGCUUUAACUUUUUUCUUUUAAAUGCCAUUAGAUGAAGAUUCUUAUGUUGCGGCUACCUAAGGCGUACGCGUUCCGCUCUGCGUUUUCUUUUCCCCAGCGGAACGAUGAAUUCAAUCAUACACACAAUUAGAUAAAUCUGCAUCCACGAGAAAAGUACUUGGGGAAAUCUGAGCUGUACAGUAGACCUCCAAAGUAUUAGUGAAGCGCUCAUGUUGUGUUCCCUGUAGUCUCACCUUCACCCUCAGUGUUUCAUGGCUUCAGUUAGCAGUGAGAAAAUCCUCAUCAGGCUUCCAGGCUGUUCUGUUUUUUUAAUACCAGUUGCCUUCCGGAACGUACAGUACAAUAUAUACUACAUAUUUAAUACUGGGAGACUGUUGUGAAACGUGAAACCAAUACUGUUUGAAACGCUUACAUACAUGUGAACAACUUUGUCUUGCAAAACCAGGAAGCCUGAACAUUAUGGAAUACACCAGCUACGCACAAACAGAUGCACGGCGCAAAUGCCGGCGCUGUAAUGUGAGCGACUGGGCUCGGGACACAGCAGGGGAAUUGACUGCCAAUUCCCUGUCCAAAAAGAAGUGCUGUGGGAGAAACUGCUCAUGGUGUCCAAGUGGACAUUCAUCAGACGGCAUUGCAAUCGUCUCCUUCAGUUCCUAAUGCUCUCCUUUAGUUCUGGCCGCAUUCAAAUCUAAAGGCAAAAAACACAGGUAAAACACGCAUUUUGAAGUCACUGUGAAAAGCGUGCCGGUCAUCAACACAUUUUAUCAUCUCAGUUGACACUAGACAUUAACAGGUAUUAAUGUGAAACACCUUUUGCAGUUAAAAGGGUGGGCGUGACAAGCUUUGCUCAUUUGACUUUCAGGUCUUACAUUGUUAGAGAAUAAAUUCAACUCGUAGAAGCAAAGAUACUCAUGCUGUUCCCACAUGCAUUAGUGUAGGCCUGAUGACAGAAAGGCUUUUAUGCUCUCGGCAGGAGUAGGUUUCAAUACUUUCAUUUGCUUUUUAAUGUCAACUCUUUACUAACAGCACUACAUUGGUUUGAGCUGAAUGUAUGACAGAUUUUGGCUGCAGUUUUGUUACUACGGUAUACGUAUGUACAGCUGAAUAUAGGAUAGACUCUCAUCUGUAGGUCUGGUACUAUUAUAUAUGUAAAGCUUAGCUUUUUCUUUGUAAUUUAGUGCAGUAGUGUUGUAAUGAUGUUGAAUAUGGUGAUUGGGACGGGUGUUACCGGCGACUUAAUGGACAUGUGUUCCAGCCAUAGAAAUUCAUGAUCACUUUGUAUCUCCGCAGUCAAUCGCUCCACCUUUGACCUUCUGAGUUUCGCCGAUCUAUAUGUGCCUAAAAU
Scleropages formosus (Asian bonytongue) is the source of this 6089-nucleotide messenger RNA. RefSeq lists its product as uncharacterized. Gene Ontology annotation, biological process: axon guidance; semaphorin-plexin signaling pathway; positive regulation of cell migration. The record is from RefSeq and is a predicted model, not a curated record. Gene Ontology annotation, cellular component: plasma membrane. The transcript is spliced from 15 exons. Bases 841 to 4497 code for a protein of 1218 amino acids. NCBI's taxonomy places the organism in Eukaryota, Metazoa, Chordata, Actinopteri, Osteoglossiformes, Osteoglossidae. Gene Ontology annotation, molecular function: semaphorin receptor binding; chemorepellent activity.